This is a messenger RNA of Neohortaea acidophila, 2436 nucleotides long. RefSeq names its product glycosyl transferase family group 2-domain-containing protein. The transcript has a single exon. Bases 1 to 2436 code for a protein of 811 amino acids. The record is from RefSeq and is a predicted model, not a curated record. Lineage: Eukaryota; Fungi; Ascomycota; Dothideomycetes; Mycosphaerellales; Teratosphaeriaceae.
AUGGUCAACUGGCUGUACCAGCAACAGAUGGAGAGACUCUGGACAGCUGGUGGAGCGGACGAGGGAGUGGUGCUGAAGAAGGCUCGUCAAGCCUACACCUGCUGCCCGGCGGACAUGAUCGAACACCCCUCCGGCUUCUUCAAGAACGUUGAAGCACUCAAUGUGCGAGUGGCAAUGACCGUCAACACCAGAGUCAUCAAGCUGUUCCUUCACCGCAACGACAAGCCUUAUGUUCCCCUCAAGAACGGCUUGCGUCUGCAGGUACUUCCCGACAUCUCUGCUCUGCCACGCUGCCAGAAACAUCACUUUGCUGCCUUCAUCGCCGACCGCGGGAUCCUUGUCGUCUGGGACGAUGAGCCCCGGCACCUGCUGGACCGCGCACAAAAGAUCGAAAAGGCGUUGAUGGAGAUGAUCUGGAACGAUGAUCCCGACGAAGACUCCGACUACAAUCCCGACUCCAGCAGCGGCAAAGACACCACCUCCGAAGAAGGCGACGUGGAGAAGGGCACGCUGGAGAAGCCUCGCAAGAUCAUGAUGUUGAUGCCCAUCAUCUCCGCGUGCACGCUCGGCCUCACCACUCUCGCUCUUGGAUCUGGCUUCCGCUCCGUCGCCAUCGAGACUGAAAUCGACGCUUCCUACGUUCGUCUGGCCUUCUUCUUGGCCUUGCCGGCUGUCGUCUGGCUAUCACUCUUCUUCUUCCAGGCUCUUGUCGGCAACGUCGCCCAGAUGAUUGGACCUGUCAAUCAAGUCCAUCAGAAUACAAAGUUCUACUCCGGCCUUCCACCACGACGCCUCCGUUGUGACGCAGGUCCGCUUCCCCAUGUCACCAUUCAACUUCCGGUCUACAAAGAAGGACUGCACGCCGUCAUCGAGCCCACCGUUCGCUCUUUGAAAGCAGCCAUGUCGACGUACGAGAUGCAAGGCGGGACUGCAAAUAUCUUCGUCAAUGAUGAUGGCAUGCAGAUCGUUCCCGAGGAGGACGCGCGUGCUCGUCGCGAGUUCUACGAAGAGCACAACAUGGGUUGGGUCGCUCGUCCGAAGCACAAUCCCAAGCCGAAGGAGGGGGAGGAAUUGUUCCUCCGUCGGGGCAAGUUCAAGAAGGCUUCGAACAUGAACUAUGCUAUGUGGGUCAGCAUGCGUGUGGAAGAUAUAUUGAGGGCCAUUGACCGCCACGACGAUUGGAGUCAAGAUGAAGAGACUGCAGCGUAUCAGCAGGCGCUGGCGACUGUUGUUGCAGACGAUCAAGGCCGCACUUGGGCUGACGGCGACAUUCGCAUGGGUGACUACAUCCUCAUCAUUGAUUCUGAUACCCGCGUGCCGGAGGACUGCUUCCUGGACUGCGUGUCGGAGAUGGAGCAGUCUCCCCAAGUUGCCAUCAUCCAGUACUCCUCUGGAGUGAUGAAUGUGACGGAUUCCUUCUUUGAGCGCGGCAUCACCUUCUUCACUCAUCUGGUCUACACUCAGAUCCGGUUCGCCGUUGCCACCGGAGACGUGGCUCCCUUUGUCGGCCACAAUGCCGUCCUCCGCUGGGCCGCCGUGCAAGAGAUUGCAUACGAGUGUCCCGAUGAUCAUCGCGAGAAGUUCUGGUCCGAGUGCACGGUGUCGGAAGACUUUGACAUGGCUCUCCGUCUCCAGACUGCCGGCUAUCUCGUCCGUCUGGGUGGAUACACCGGCGAUGGCUUCCAAGAAGGCGUCUCGCUGACCGUCUACGACGAGCUGGCGCGGUGGGAGAAGUACGCCUACGGCUGCAACGAGCUCAUUUUCCACCCUCUCAAGGACUGGUUCCGCUACGGCCCAUUCACCAAACUCUUCACCAACUUCCUCAAGUCCAGCAUGCCACUGCCUUCCAAGAUCACCAUUAUGGCGUACAUCGGCACGUACUACGCCAUUGGGUCCGCGUGGAUCCUGACCAUUGCAAACUACUUCCUCACCGGCUGGUUGAAUGGCUACCUCGACCACUACUACCUCGACAGCUUCCGGGUGUACUUCUCCAUCAUCAUCGUCUUCACCGCCAUGGGCAACGUCGCGCUGGCAGUGCUACGCUACCGCACGAAGGAAAAGACACUACUGCGCGCCCUGAUUGAGAACCUCACCUGGAUCCCCCUCCUGACCAUCUUCCUCGGCGGCAUCUCGCUGCACGUCUCGCAGGCCCUCCUCUCGCACAUGUUCAGCAUCGACAUGAGCUGGGGCGCGACGUCCAAGGAAGCGGAGAACACCACCUUCUUCGAGGAGGUCCCCAAGAUCAUCCGCAAGUUCAAGUUCACCUUCAUCUUCUGCUUCUUGUGUGCGAUUAUGAUGAUUGUCAUGGCAAGGUUCGCGCCGCCGCUGUGGAGGAUUGAUUACUUCUUUUCCAUCUGGCCGUUGAGCACGAUUGUUGUUGCGCACUUUUUCCUGCCGAUUGCGCUGAAUCCGGGGUUGAUGCGGUUUACUUGGUAG